GGAAUGAAUGUUUCACAGGUGUCAUAUUUCACUCUCAGUGCCUACUUUUACAUCGGUCUCUUUAAGUACGUUGUUUUCCUUUUCCUCAUGUGUGUUUACUUCUUCAUCAUAUCGUCUAAUGUGUUGCUAAUUACGGUGAUCUGUGUGAACAGGAGCUUACACAAACCUAUGUACAUGUUUCUGUGCAGCCUGUUUGUGAAUGAACUGUAUGGUAGCUUAGGCUUGUUUCCCUUCCUGCUGGUUCAGAUCCUCUCAGAUGUUCACACAGUUUCUGUUCCUCUCUGUUUUCUGCAGAUCUUCUGCCUCUACAUGUAUGUAAACGUAGAGUUUUAUAACUUAGCCAUCAUGUCUUAUGACAGAUAUCUGGCCAUCUGUUACCCUCUGCAUUACAACAAGCAGAUGCAGAGGAAUACAGUUAUCAAACUGGCUGUUUUGACAUGGUUUCUCCCUCUGCUUAACAUAAUUGUAAUGAUUUCACUGAAUGCCUCCUCUCGGCUGUGUGGAAACAUAAUUGACAGAGUUUUCUGCAUCAAUUAUUAUGUUACAAAGUUAGUGUGCAGCAGUGCAACAGCCAGUAACAUCUAUGGGCUGGUCUACACUUUCACUGUUCCCUUUAGUCUCACUGCGCUGAUCGUCUACACAUACGUGAGGAUCCUGAAAGUGUGUUUUUCUGGAUCCAAACAGACCCGACAGAAAGCCGUCAGCACCUGCACACCUCACCUGGCUUCUGUGCUCAACUUCUCCUUUGGCUGUUUUUUUGAGAUACUGCAGAGCAGGUUUGACAUGAGCAGAGUUCCCAAUGUCCUGCGUAUAAUUUUAUCUUUAUACUUUGUCACCAGUCAGCCACUUUUUAACCCAGUUAUGUAUGGGCUUAAACUGAGAAAAAUAUGUUUGGCAUGUAAAGCACUCCUCUUUAGUCAAAAAUAA
Messenger RNA from Girardinichthys multiradiatus, 927 nucleotides. Its product is annotated as olfactory receptor 11A1-like. NCBI's taxonomy places the organism in Eukaryota, Metazoa, Chordata, Actinopteri, Cyprinodontiformes, Goodeidae. The record is from RefSeq and is a predicted model, not a curated record. Gene Ontology annotation, molecular function: G protein-coupled receptor activity; olfactory receptor activity. Gene Ontology annotation, cellular component: membrane. Bases 4 to 927 code for a protein of 307 amino acids. Gene Ontology annotation, biological process: G protein-coupled receptor signaling pathway. The transcript has a single exon.